AUGCUGAAACCGUUGACUCGACGUUCAAGUCAAACUGAUUCUCAUCCACAUUCGAUUGUUGUUGCUGGUUUCAACGAUGACAAUCUACUUGAUAUUGCUGUCGCCAAUGCAGGUAGUGAUAACAUCGGUAUUCUUCUUGCAUAUGGCAACAAUACUUUUGCAAGUCAAUUUUCGUAUUCAACUGGCUCUGGUUCAAAUCCAUACUCACUCACUGUUGGUGAUUUCAACAACGAUCAUCGAAUGGAUAUAGCCGUCGCAAACUUCGGUACUCACAAUGUAGGAAUAUUUCUCGGACUUGGAAAUGGUUUUUUCACGAGCCAAACAACAUUUUCUACUGGACCUUCUCGACCACGAGCGAUCACUGUUGGUGACUUUAACAGUGACAAUAAACUCGAUAUUGCUGUCGCUAAUUAUGGUACUAGCAAUAUAGGUGUACUUCUAGGACUUGGUAAUGGAACUUUCUCAAAUCAGACAACUUUCAGUACUGGCUAUGAUUCUCUUCCAUUGUCAAUCGCUGUUGGGGAUUUCAACAACGAUAAUAAACUCGAUAUCGCCGUCGUUAAUAAUGUCACCAAUAAUGUAGGAAUAUUUCUUGGACAUGGGAAUGGAUCUUUUGAAGAUCAAAUGACAUUUACAACUGGUAUUAAGUCUCAACCGUACUCAAUUGCAUUGGCCGACUUAAACAACGACACUCAUUUGGAUAUAACUGUCUCCAAUUUUAACACCCACAAUGUAGGCGUUUUUCUUGGUCACAGAGACGGAAGCUUUGAAAAACCAACACUUUAUUCUACUGGUAAUAAGUCUUAUCCUGUCUCAGUGGCUAUUAGUGAUUUUAACAAUGAUAAUAAACUAGAUAUUGUUGUUGCCAACUCACAGACAAACAAUAUAGGUCUAUUUUUUGGAUAUGGGAAUGGGACUUUUGCAACGCAGGUUACCUAUUCAGUUCUCACUGGUUUUAAUCUUCAUUCAAUUGUUGCCGAUGACUUCAAUAAUGAUAAUAUACUGGAUAUCGUCAUUGCUAGUUAUGCUACGAACGAUGUCAACGUUUUUUUUGGAUCUUUCAAUUCCACUUUUUCCGACCAAGUUCAAUACUCAACUGGAGACUAUUCCCAACCAUCGUCAGUCGUCAUUGAUGAUUUUAAUAACGACGACAAAUUGGAUAUUGCUGUUGCCAACAGAAAUAGUAGUAAUUUAGGCAUUUUUCUUGGUUAUGGUGAUGGAAGCUUUUCUACCCAAAUGACUUAUUCGACUGGAUCUAAUUCAAAUCCACGAUCAAUCACUGUAGGUGAUUUUAACGGCGAUGGUCUAUUGGAUAUCGCUGUUGCUAAUGAGGGUUAUGGCAACGUAGGUGUUUUCCUUCAGUAUCGGAAUGGCACUUUUAUGCCUCAAAAGUCCUAUUCAAAUGAGUGGUACCCUGCCUCAUUUUCAGUAGCCAGUUGUGAUUUUGACAACGAUGGUCGUCUCGAUAUCGCUGUCGCGAAUCGCUACAUAGACGAAAUAACUAUUUUAUUUGGUGAUGGUGAUGGUAACUUUUCACAUGGAUUGAUCUCUGCAAUAUACUCUGAGUAUCGACCAUUUUCAAUAACAGUUGGCGAUUUUAACAAUGAUGAUCGAUUUGAUAUCGCUGUUGCUAAUGAACUUUACUGGGACACCAACAAUGUAGGUGUUUUUCUUAACUAUGGCAACAGGACUUUCUCAGGUCAGAUAAGCAAUCCAACUGAGUUUGGUUCUUAUCCACGAGCGGUUACCGUUGGCGAUUUCAACAACGAUGGCAAACUUGACAUCGCCGUCGCCAAUUUCCAGAAACCGACUAUUGGCAUUUUCAUUGGAAAUGGGGAUGGGACCUUUUCAAAUCAAGUAGUAUAUGCAAUCGGUGGAAAAGCUAAUCCAAUUUCCUUAACUGCUUGUGAUUUCAACAACGAUAGUCGACUCGAUAUCGUCGUCGCUAAUUCGGGUGUUUCCAAUGUAGCUGUAUUUUUGGGAAAAGGUAAAGGCAUAUUUUCAAGUCCAUUGUAUUAUUCUACUGGUAAUAAUUCUCAGCCGUAUUCGGUAGCUACUGGUGACUUGAAUAAUGAUAAUCGAUUGGAUAUCGUUGUUGCCAACUCUGGCAGUAACAACAUAGGUAUUUUCCUUGGUUUAGAUGUCAUAAAAUUUACUCGCAAAGCCACUUACUCAACUGGAUUCUCCGUGCAUCCAGAAUAUGUUGUGGUCUAUGAUUUUAAUAACGACACUCAACUAGAUAUUGUUGUUGCUAAUUCUAAUCAAGACAAUGUCGGCGUUCUUUUAGGAUAUACAAAUGUAACAUUUUCAAUGGAGACAACGUAUUCCACAGGUUAUCAGUCGCGUCCGAUUUCACUUGCUGUAGGCGAUUUUAACAACGACGACCGACAGGAUAUCAGCAUCGCCAAUGCUAAUUCUGACAGUGUUGGUGUUCUUUUUGGAUACGGAAACGGGUCUUUUGAAAACCAAGUGAUAUACCCAACUGGCAGUGGUUCUAAUCCACGGUCGAUCGCCACCGGUGAUUUUAAUAAUGAUUCACGCCUCGAUAUUGUCGUCGUCUACAAUGGGAUCAAUAGUGUGGGUGUACUACUUAGAUAUGAUGAUAUAGCUUUUGAAAGUCCAGUGUUGUAUUCGACUGACUCUGGUUCUACACCGAAUUGGAUUAGUUUUGGUGAUUUGAACAAUGACAAUAAUCUUGAUAUCGCUAUCGCCAAUUAUGGAACUCACAAUAUAGGGGUUCUCUAUGGGUAUGGCAAUGGCAGUUUUAAAGAUCCACAGUUCUAUUCAACUGGCAGCGGUUCUCGGCCAUAUUCAAUUGUAGUUUGUGAUUUCAACAAUGACAGUUUUCUUGAUAUUGUAUUUUCCGACAAUUUUAGAAAACGUAUAGGUAUACUUUUUGGGGUAGGUAAUGGCUCAUUUUCGACACCGGAGCUCUUUUACAGUGGUGGUGCAUGGCCAGAAACUGUUGCAGUUGCCGAUUUCGAUAAUGAUGGUCAACUGGAUAUUGCGGUUAACAUUGAAGAUAAUGUAUACAUUUUGCUUCAAUACCAUAAUGGCCGGUUUGCAUCUGAGACUACUUGUUCAACUGGACACUCCUCUACUCUUCAGGCUAUCGCUAUUGGAGAUUUCAAUAAUGAUGGUUGGCUCGAUAUGGCCAUCGCCAUUUUUCACACUAAUAAUAUAGGAAUUUUGCUUGGAACAGGCAAUGGAUCUUUUUUACCGAUACAAACUUAUCCAACCGGAUUGAAUUCCGGUCCAAGAGCAAUCGCUGUAGCUGAUUUUAACGGCGACGGUCAAUUAGACAUUGCUGUCGCUAAUCAUAAUGGUAACAACUUAGGCAUUUUCUUUGGGUAUCGCAAUGGCAGUUUUAUGCCUCAACAGAUUUAUCCAACUGGGUUAGGUUCUGCACCAAUUUCAGUCACCAUUUGUGAUUUUAACAAUGACGGUCGACUCGAUAUUGUUGUGGCCAAUUUUGGGACCCAUACUAUAGGCAUUUUUCUAGGGUAUAAGGAUGGAAUGUUUUUCAAUCAAAAAACUUACCCCCUUGAGGACUUCUCUUCGCCUGUUUUUGCCAUUGGACAUGAUUUCAAUCACGAUGGACAGAUGGAUAUUGUUGUGGCUAAUAAAAACAGAGGUAAUGUAGGUGUCAUGUUUGGUUAUGUCAGUGCCACGUUUCGUAGUCUACCAGCAUAUCCAAUUGGAAAUUCGUCAAAACCAAAUUGUGUCACCGUAGGAGAUUUUGAUAACGAUUCCCGAUUAGAUAUUGCCAUCGCAUGCAGUGGCAGUGACAAUGUGAUGAUACUUCUUGGUUCAGGGAUUGGCACUUUUUCAAGUCAAACAAAUUACUCAACUGGAAAUGGUUCUUAUCCAUAUUGGAUCAGAACUGGUGAUUUUAACAAUGAUAGUCGACUCGAUAUCGUCGUAGCGAAUUAUGGUGCUAACAAUAUAGGUGUUCUACUAGGGCAUGGCAAUGGUACUUUCUCCAGUCAAACAACUUAUUUUACUGGCGAUGAAUCUCAUCCAUAUUCAGUUGUUGUAGGAGACUUUGACAAUGACAAGCGAAUGGACAUCGCCGUUGCCAAUUAUGGUACUAAUAAUGUUGGUCUUUUUUCUGGUUAUGGCAAUGGAAGCUUUGCGAAACAAAUACUGUUUUCAACUGGUUUUGACUCUCAUCCAUUUGCCAUGGCUUCUGGAGAUAUUAACAAAGACAAUACUGAGGAUGUUAUUAUUGUAAAUAAUGGAUACGGCAAUCUUGUAACAUUAUCUAAGUUAUGUUAA
This is a messenger RNA of Rotaria sp. Silwood1, 4278 nucleotides long. Lineage: Eukaryota; Metazoa; Rotifera; Eurotatoria; Philodinida; Philodinidae. The record is from the annotation of a GenBank genome assembly.